Messenger RNA from Nicotiana tabacum (common tobacco), 756 nucleotides. The record is from RefSeq and is a predicted model, not a curated record. NCBI's taxonomy places the organism in Eukaryota, Viridiplantae, Streptophyta, Magnoliopsida, Solanales, Solanaceae.
CCACAGCUCCACAAAUUAAAAAGAUGUUCAACUCUCCAUUUUCCGUCACUGCUUCACUCUCAAAGUAGAGAGAUGGCUUCUACUUCUGCAGCUUACAUUACUACUUUCACUUCUAAUCUUCAUCAAAUCAAACAAAAACCUUUUUUCCCAAGUAAAUGUACAGAUUUAUUUCACCCCUUUUCUCCUCUAAAUCUCAAGAACCCAAAAUUCUUGAAGUUUCCUAAAAUGACUCUCUCAAAUGAAUGUGUGGGUACAGAAAAUUUCAACUCCACAAGAACAAAUUAUAAUUACAACGAUGCCACUACUGCUAAGUUUUACAAAAGGAUGGAUUCUUGUUUGGUAAUUCCUCCACCAAAGGGUAAAAAACCCAAAGCUAUAAUCAAAUUUGUUGGUGGUGCUUUUAUUGGAGCUGUUCCUGAAGUUUCUUACAGUUAUUUGCUUGAAAAUUUGGCGAGAGAAGGGUAUUUGAUAAUAUGUGUGCCUUACAAUGUGACAUUUGAUCAUGCCCAAGUCACAAGACAGGUUUUCGAGAGAUUUCAUGCUUGUUUUGGUUCAAUUUUAGCAUCAGGGUUGCCUGAUUCUGGCCUUUCUGCUGCUGGCAUUGUUGAUUUGCCACUUUACUCUGUUGGCCACAGUAAUGGUGCUCUUAUUCAAGCACUUACAGGAAGUUAUUUUUGUGAGAAGAUACCUAAGGCUAAUAUUAUAAUAUCGUACAAUAAUAGGCCAGCGUCAGAGGCAGUGCCAUAUUUUGAGCAG